Triticum urartu is the source of this 1390-nucleotide messenger RNA. Its product is annotated as peroxidase 5. The record is from RefSeq and is a predicted model, not a curated record. Lineage: Eukaryota; Viridiplantae; Streptophyta; Magnoliopsida; Poales; Poaceae. Gene Ontology annotation, molecular function: peroxidase activity; heme binding. Gene Ontology annotation, biological process: response to oxidative stress; hydrogen peroxide catabolic process.
CCCCUUCCUUAGCAGAGAAGUAUAGCUAAGCCACUAAGCCAGUGUAUAAAGAGUGUCAGUGCCAACAGAGCGAGUACCAGCAAGCGGCAAUGGAGGUCCAGAUGAGACGGGGCGGCGCGAUGGGCCUGGUCCAGGCGGCGGCGGUGGUACUCUCCUACGUGGUGCUGAUCAUGGCGUCGACGGCGGGGGUGCGCGCGCAGCUGCGGGUGGGGUUCUACGACAGCUCGUGCCCGGCGGCGGAGAUCAUCGUGCAGCAGGAGGUGAGCAAGGCGGUGUCCGGCAACCCGGGCCUCGCGGCGGGCCUCCUCCGGCUCCACUUCCACGACUGCUUCGUGGGCGGCUGCGAGGCGUCGGUGCUGGUCGACUCCACCAAGGGCAACACGGCGGAGAAGGACGCCGGGCCCAACACGAGCCUGCGCGGGUUCGAGGUGGUCGACCGGAUCAAGGCGCGGGUGGAGCAGGCCUGCUUCGGCGUCGUCUCCUGCGCCGACAUCCUCGCCUUCGCUGCCAGGGACAGCGUCGCGCUGACCGGCGGGAACGCGUACCAGGUGCCCGCGGGGCGGAGGGACGGGAGCGUGUCGCGGGCGCAGGACACGGGCGGCAACCUGCCGCCCCCGACCCCCAACGUGAACCAGCUCACCAAGAUCUUCGCCUCCAAGGGGCUCAGCCAGAAGGACCUGGUGACCCUGUCCGGCGCGCACACCAUCGGCGGCUCGCACUGCAGCUCCUUCAGCAGCCGCCUGCAGACGCCGUCCCCGACGGCGCAGGACCCGACCAUGGACCCCGGCUACGUGGCGCAGCUGGCGCAGCAGUGCGGCGCGUCCGCUGCGCCGGGGCCGCUGGUGCCCAUGGACGCCGUCACCCCCAACUCCUUCGACGAAGGGUUCUACAAGGGCGUCAUGUCCAACCGGGGCCUGCUCGCCUCCGACCAGGCGCUGCUCAGCGACGGGAACACCGCCGUGCAGGUGGUCUCCUACGCCAACGACCCGGCCACCUUCCAGAGCGACUUCGCCGCUGCCAUGGUCAAGAUGGGGUACAUCGGCGCGCUCACCGGCAGCAGCGGCAAGAUCAGGGCCAACUGCAGAGUCGUAUGAUCGGUCCAUCCAUGGCGACAUGCAUCAAGGAUCAUCUUUCUUGUUUAGAAGAGUGGCGAUGGAUUCAUUUGGAUUGGACGUGGACCCGUGGUAGCACUUAGCGUUCUUAUUUGACCAUGUACGUAGUACUCCGCCUAUUCUUUUGCUCAUCGAUCGAUAUGUAUUGAUUCAUUCUCGGCUGAGGUGUGUGUGUGUCUUUUGAGGAAAUUGUAACUAGCUACUACUAGCUUUGUGAAUUGUGAGUGUUCGUGUGCCAAAUUGAUGAUACUAAAUAAAUAAAAAUACAAUGUUAAUUA